Molecule: messenger RNA, 3038 nt
Organism: Asparagus officinalis (garden asparagus)
Lineage: Eukaryota; Viridiplantae; Streptophyta; Magnoliopsida; Asparagales; Asparagaceae
Product: probable LRR receptor-like serine/threonine-protein kinase At1g67720
Exons: 16
Coding region: 8-2827 (939 amino acids)
Biological process (GO): protein phosphorylation
Molecular function (GO): protein binding; protein kinase activity; ATP binding
Source: RefSeq, a predicted model, not a curated record
GAUAAGCAUGGGCAUGUUAUGUUAUUUGCUGCUUUUAUGUUUGCACAUGAUGAUUCCUUGUGUUUUCAGUCAAGUUAAAGAUUUUGUGAGCAUAGAUUGUGGAGCUAGAGGAAACUACACUGAUCCCAACACUGGACUCACUUGGGUGUCAGAUGUUAGCUUCAACAGAUACGGCAAUGUGGUGGAAUUUAAUACCACAAAUAAAAUUAGCCCUCAAUACAGAUCCUACAGGUAUUUUCCCGCCGAUAACAAGAAGUACUGCUAUACUCUGCCUACUACAGAGAGAAAGAGAUAUCUCAUACGGGCAACAUUUCUCUACGGGGAUUCCAAUUUUGACGAUCCAUAUCCAAUGUUUGAGAUCUACAUGGACGCUACGCAUUGGUCGACUGUCAAAAUUAAGGAUGCUUCAAGGGUGUAUGUUGAAGAGAUGAUAGUCAGGGCUCCAUCAGAUUCAGUACCAGUUUGCCUUUGCUGUGCAUCGACGGGUUUCCCUUUUAUAUCCACUCUUGAGCUGAGGCCGUUGAAUGAUUCAAUGUAUAUGACAGAUUAUGAGGAUAAUUUCUUCCUUAAAGUUGCGGCGAGGAUAAACUUUGGUGCCAUGACUAUCAAUCCCAUAAGCAGGUAUCCUGAUGACCCUUAUGAUCGAAUAUGGGAGUCGGAUUUGGAUCAGAGGCAGAACUAUCUUGUGGGGAUGGCUCCUGGCACUAAAAGAAUUAGAACUCUCAAGAACAUAAAGACAAGCCUACGCGAAUAUCCACCACUUAAGGUAAUGCAGACUGCUGUAGUUGGAACAAAGGGAAGACUUUCCUACAGAUUAGAUCUUGAUGGUUUCCCUGCCAAUGCCCGGGCUUAUGCAUAUUUAGCAGAGAUUGAAGAUUUGGGUAAAAACGAGACACGAAAAUUUUCUAUGCUGCAGCCCAGCAUACCUGGAUAUAACGAUGUUGUAGUCAACAUUGCGGAGAAUGCAAAUGGAAGUUAUGCUCUCUAUGAACCCAGUUACAUGAAUGUAUCACUCGACUUUGUUCUUUCAUGUCUAUUCUCCAAGACUCGGGAUUCUACUCGUGGUCCACUUCUGAAUGCAAUUGAGAUUAGCAAAUAUGUGCAGAUUGUUCCGAAAACAGACAGUCAAGAUGAUGCUAUUCUGGAUGCAUUGCGAUCCUUGUCCUCUAAGGGCGCAUGGAGGCAUGAAAGUGGCGAUCCUUGUGUUCCUGCUCAGUGGGAGUGGGUGAAUUGCAGCUCAACCAUGCCAUCAAGGAUUACAAAAAUUUUUCUGUCGAACAAGGUCCUGAAUGGUUCGAUACCGAUGGAGAUCAAGCAGAUGAACCAGCUAGAAGAAUUGUGGUUAGAUGGUAAUUCCUUGAGGGGACUGAUUCCGGACAUGAGCAGUUUGAGAAGUCUUACUGUUGUGCAUCUGGAAAACAAUAGAUUGAGUGGUCAGUUACCGUCGUACUUUGCAGAGUUACCAAAACUACGAGAAUUGUAUGUACAAAACAACUGUUUGAGUGGAAACAUUCCUCCAGCUUUAUUGAGUGGCAAAUUUAUAAUCAACUAUGAUGCCAAUCCCGGAUUAAACAUAAUUGGAGGCUCAGGCCAUCAAAGAAGUCUGAGAUUCAUACUCAUUGUGGUCAGUGGAACAUUUGUUGCUUCGAUAAUUCUUUUGUUAGGAUGUCUAUGGUUGCUAAGGAAUCGUCGCAGAAAGUCACUGAAGAGUGAAAGUAGUGAAAAAUAUGACUCGUUCCGCAUCGUGUCUAAACAUUCGACGCGCUAUUCUAUUUCACGAGGUGCAUCUUUGUUUGCUGAUGAAAAUUUUGAUGUUGCGUGUUACAUUUCACUUUCUGCGAUAGAAGAAGGAACAUGUAACUUCUCUACAAAGAUUGGCGAGGGAAGUUUUGGACCUGUAUACUAUGGGAAAAUGAAAGAUGGAAAAGAAGUGGCCGUCAAGAUCUCGUCUGAUCAAUCUAGUCAUGGAACUCAGCAAUUUGUGAAUGAGGUUUCUCUCUUAUCAAGAGUCCAUCACAAAAACUUGGUUCCUUUAGUUGGAUAUUGUGAAGAAGAUCAUCAAAGAAUUCUUGUAUACGAGUAUAUGCAUAACGGAACCUUGCGAAAUCAUAUACAUGAUUCUGAAAAGAAGAGGAGUUUGAAUUGGCUUUCUCGUCUCCUAAUUGCAGAAGAUGCUGCUAAAGGCCUUGCAUACUUGCACAGUGGAUGCAAUCCUUGCAUUAUACAUCGAGAUGUAAAGACGAGUAAUAUUUUAUUAGACACCAAUAUGAGGGCUAAGGUGUCAGAUUUCGGGCUUUCUAAACAAGCUGAAGAAAAUUUUACCCACAUAUCAAGUGUUGCACGAGGAACAGUUGGAUAUCUCGAUCCUGAAUACUACGCGAACCAACAAUUGAAUGAUAAGAGCGAUGUCUAUAGUUUUGGAAUUGUACUCCUGGAGCUAAUUUCCGGAAGGAAGCCCUUCUCGGUGGAAGAUUAUGGCUCCGAUUGGAACAUUGUUCAUUGGGCAAGGUCGCUGCUGCGUAAAGGGGACAUAUCAAAUAUCGUGGAUCCUUCUCUUAUCGGAACCUUCAAAAUUGAAUCUCUGUGGAGGAUUGCCGAAAUCGCAAUCCUCAGUGUUGAGCCUCACGGAGUUUGUAGGCCGAGGAUGCAAGAAGUAGAAUUGGCCAUCCAGGACGCGAUUAAAAUAGAGAAAGGAAGCAAACCAAGCUCUGGUUCAUCUUCAAGCUCAUCAAAUGUGCUUGCUUUGCAUGUGAGUUUCCCUUCCAGCCAACUUGAAAUUUUGAGUUGUAACUCAUCAAACAAUAUGAAUCUUCCUUCUGCUAGAUAGACUGAAUAUGGGUAGUAUUUGGAUGUUCAUAUGGAUGGUGAUUUUGAAUGUAAAGUUUGUGAAGCUUUGAAGGUUCAAUUGGAAUGUAGUACUGAUCUAUGUUGCUGUAAGAUACUAAUCCAUAUUGUGGCCAUUUAAUUUGCAUGUUGACUUCGAUUUCAAUACCCAGCUUGCAAAUGUAGGGUUAUGAUCAGAUUUCCAAAUUGCUUGC